UAUAUCACCGCAAUAGACCAUGACAGUGAAGGCAAUCAUCCCAAUAGGCUAAACAGUGAAAAUAUCACCGUUUUCGUCUAAAACGGUGAAGCUAUCACCGGAGUGGGCUAAAACAGUGAACAUAUCACUGCGGGAGAUGAAGACAGUGAACAUAUUCACCGCGACGGCCUAUUACGGUGAACACAUCACCGCUUUAGUUAAGAACGGUGAAUUUUUACCACGUUUUCCAACCCGGUAGGUGGAAAAGUAGGACACAACGACCUAGCAUUCACCGCAAUAGAUGCUUCACUGCAGUGAACUCUUGCGGUGAUAGUUCGCUUAUAAAUUACUGCCCCCCACGUAGCUGCCUCUAAAAACUGCCCCAUUCCACUCAAAUUUUCACAGAAUCUCCUCCUUCUCUGCCAGCUUCCAGCAGUCUGCGGAUAUAGAAACUCAAAAUUUUGAGGUAUGAUAUAAUUUUGUACUGUUUAUAUAAUGAUGUUUUAAUAAUUAUAUGUUUAUAUUUAAUGAUUGCGGUUAGUGACAAAUAUGUUAUGUUAGAAAUAUUUUGAUUAAUUAUGGUAUGAUUGAUGUUAGUUAGAUUAAUUUAGAUGAAUUUGUUUAGUCUACUCAUGUUAUUCUAAUGCUAAUUAUGGUCCAUGGUUCGAUUAGUUAGUUGCGGUUGUUUAUUGUUUUGGAUGAUAUUAUUUUCGUAGCCCUAAAAAUAUGUUGUUGGAUAUUGUUUGUGUAGACCCAAAUACUAAUUAUAUUAUACUAAUCUUAUUCGAGUUAAGCUAAUAGUUACUUAUUAUAAAUUGCAGACAUGAGUUAAUUUAAGAAGUUUCGGCUUAUUAUUCCGUGGAAUGGUCGAGUGACAAACUCUGACAUUGGGAUCGAUUAUGAAGAUGGUGAAUCCACUAUGCUGAAAAUUGAGUCGAGAUUUACGUGACAAGAACUCCGUGACAUUUGUGCAUACAAGAUUUGUUUGGGCUGACAGACGAGAGUUGGUAAAAUUACUUACCGGUAUCCAAACAUGAGUGCUGGUGGAGUUAUUUACGAAGAAGUUGUCAUAAAUGAUGAUGAUGUGGUUACCAUGAUGAUACAGUUCCUAUCUGACAAUGGAUGCUGCUUGUAGAGGUGUAUGUCAAGACCGAGGCGGUCGGUGAAACUCAUUCUCACCAGUAUUCUUAUGAUGAUGGUUUUGCAGGAGGGUAUGAUUGGUGUGGUAGUUCAAGCAACUACGGAGGUGGAGGUAGUUCUGCAGGAGGUGUGGCAUGGGAAGAAUACCCGCAACAUGCUGACCUUGACCCAUCGGUACAGCCUGACGACGUUCGAUGGCCUGCUUGGGGGCCAGAGUGAGCAGACAUUGAGAACACCCUUCGAUCUGGGCGUACUUCGCAUGAGCGAGAAGAGGAUGUUGGUGAUGCAGGUCACGAUGAUCCUCCUGGGCCGAUCUAUCCAUUCGCCUCAAGCGACGAGGAAAGUGAGGAAGAUUUGAGAUCAUUCAGCGAGUAGUAAGAUACGGACUAUACGGAGGACGACGAGGUGGAGUUCCGUGAGCCACCAACACCAUACUACAUAGAGGUUCCACCUCAAUUUUCAUAUAGUCAGAACGUUGCCCCUGACUUUCUCCCUAUGCCAGUGUAUAAUCUGUUAUAAACGCGCUGCUACGGAUCGAGAAAUCAAGAAUACGAAAGCGAGAAUAAAAAAAUACAGACACU
Messenger RNA from Linum trigynum, 1700 nucleotides. NCBI's taxonomy places the organism in Eukaryota, Viridiplantae, Streptophyta, Magnoliopsida, Malpighiales, Linaceae. The record is from the annotation of a GenBank genome assembly.